AUGGAGCCAGUGCCGACCGUCCCACAGUAUUCCAUCCUGGAAGAGGAAAGUCAAUGCUCCCUGUCCAGAGCAUUGGCCCCAGCCCUGACCCCGACCCCAACUCUGACCCUGACUCCAGCCCUGACCUCUCCUCAGAACUCCUCUCUGGUCGCUGCAGGCACAGAUCUUCUCCACAAGGUGGAAAACAUCCCCACUCGGUUUGAGCCGGCUCCCCAAACGGGCCACACGAUCUUCAAGGAGCAGCUGUUCUGUUCUUACGAGGUCCACAAGCUGAACAUUGAUCCUGCCACAGUACCACCCUCACCGCCGGCUGCAGAGAUGCUCAGGGGGACCAUCGAUUACGUUCAAAGCAACCAACCAGUGGCGUACAGUCACUUCCCCGGCCUCAUGAGCCCCUUCCAGGGCCCCGUGUGGAACCCACCAAUCAGAGAUUUUCCUCCUGCCGUUUGUCCCAAACCUUGGAACUGUCACGGUUUCGCAUCUCCCGGUACCAUGGUUUUUGGCGGUUUUCCGCCGAUGCACUUUGAACCCAGGGCUCCCGGAAACUCCUGCAUGGUGAACAUGGGUUACCUGCCUCCCGCGCCUCCGUUUAGCUUCAGUUCGGGCCCCUGCAUGGUGAUCAACAUGCCGGAGUUCUGUCACGGCGCGUGUUUGCCUCCUCCCCAAAUGUUCGUCGCACCCGAAGGUUAUCCCGGCUGGUGCAUGAGCCUCCCAUUGGAGGCGUUCUACCAGACCUGCAGACCAGUUCUGGUUUAUAGCAGAAAAGACAACAUGGUGCUGAACGGUACUCAGAUGUUGGAGGACAGGAGGAAGGAAAAAGAAGAACACAAAGUUUUCCCGCCCGACAAGACCAAGGAACGAGGCAGCCGAGUUUCCCCGACACCUCUGGCCGCUUUUCAGGAUCGGAUGCAAAUGGUAUGGACCUGGGAUGACAGCGAGGACGUCCCCAACGCCAUCUGUCUCAAGAGAGAAGAGAAUGAGACUCCAGCGACAGAAAUCGGCUCCUUCGUGGAUCAUCAGGACGAUUUGGGCAAUGACACAAACUCGGUCAGAAAUCAGUUGGACAUGGAUGACAUGAACUGCCUCUUUACUUCAGACCUGAACACCUUUGACUUCACUCUGGAAGACCUGCAGUCGCUUAUGGAGGAGAGCUUAGACGAACCUUUAAAUAAGAAAAAUGCAGAGAAGACGCCUCCGCCGCAAACUGAAAUUGAAAGAAUAAUCCAGUACCUGCUGUCAGACGCCCCAAUCACAGAAUACGAGAGAAAAUCAUACCAAAACAAGCCAGAUUUGCUAGCUGAGGAGGAACCGAGGAAGAACCUGCGUGGCUUCGCCACAUUCCAGCGGUCACCCGUAGAAGAAAAACUAACGUACCCGAACACGUCAUUUCCUCUGGAUAGACAUUUCGAAGAUCUGACCUGUAAGAGGGAAGUCAACGAUGACCGCAGGAAGGGACGUGGUGAAAGAGACUCGAAGAAACGUGUUCUAAAAACGGAGACGCAAAGUCGAGAAGCAGCAAGAAAAAAUGGCGCCCUUAAUGACAGCAAAUCGAAUUUCCGCGCGGACAUCGGAUGGGGUCAGAGGGCGAGGGAACACACCAACGAACUGGACGGGGACGGUUACCCUUUCAGAGCUGGAGAGAGGAAACCAGCCGAUAAAAAUCAGGAAUACCGAAAGUUCAUGGACAAGUGGCAGGAGUCUAGAGUGCCACAAGGAAAACCUCUGGAUUUCUUCAGAAGGAUGGAAAUCAGUAGCGAAUGGUUAUCUAGCAUAGAAGAAGAGCUAAGAGAGGAUGAGAGGGGGGAAACUUCCAAGGUUGCGAGACGAAAACCUCAAAGCAAAAAAACAGACAGAUUGAAGCCGGCGCCAAAGGCAACCAAACGCUCCUCGUCAAAGAAAGCAGCGGGGGAAGAUUCAGGCAAACCUCUGCAGCAUUGGAGCCUGAUGAAAGGAGCGAGAGCAAGAGAGACAAAGCACAAAACAACUCAACCCGCUAAAGCAUCCAGAAAAACAAAGGCAGAGGUUUACGAAGCCUGCUUUCCACCCAAUCUGUCCGCGAAGUCCAAAAGCAACACAACGGCAGGCAAGUGCAGUCGAAAGGCCAAAUGUAAGCCAAAAUGUCCCUCCAAACGGAUGAAGACGCUCCCUUCUUUGAAAACAGCUGAAGGACAUCCGGAGUCAGACGGUUUUCUGUGUCCAGCAUUAAGUGAAGUGCAGAAGCAGCAAUGCGGUGCAUUCCUGGGGGGCAAAACAAAAAAGCAAAAAGUUUCACAAAGGAGAGGAAAUGGGUUAAAAAUCAAGCCUGAAGCAAUCAAAGAAGAAGCACAUGAGGAGGAGGAAGAAGAGCUCACGAGUACAGCGAAGAAGCACCAGCAGAGAAGCAAUACCCCGAAAAAGAGGAAAGGGGGCGCCGACGAGACUCCGGAAAUACUCUGUUCCAGUCCGGUGAAAAAGUGUCGGGACUCUGAGCAGAGAGGGCCCAAAAUCAGAAUAAGAAGGGAAAGAGGGACUUUAAGAGCAACCUGGCUUCAUAUAGAGUAA
Messenger RNA from Xiphophorus maculatus (southern platyfish), 2541 nucleotides. RefSeq lists its product as uncharacterized. The transcript has 6 exons. NCBI's taxonomy places the organism in Eukaryota, Metazoa, Chordata, Actinopteri, Cyprinodontiformes, Poeciliidae. The coding region runs from base 1 to 2541 and encodes 846 amino acids. The record is from RefSeq and is a predicted model, not a curated record.